Molecule: messenger RNA, 3508 nt
Organism: Octodon degus (degu)
Lineage: Eukaryota; Metazoa; Chordata; Mammalia; Rodentia; Octodontidae
Product: glutamine-rich protein 2
Exons: 16
Coding region: 90-3017 (975 amino acids)
Source: RefSeq, a predicted model, not a curated record
UGGUGCAGCCUGGUGCAGAUCAGGGUGGUUUGGUGCAACCUGGUGUUGACUGGCAUGGUUUGGCACGACCUGGCACAGGUCAAUUUGGUAUGGUGCAACCUGGAACUGGUCAGCAUGUUUUAUUACAGCCUGGGACAGAUCCUCGUGGCUUGGUUCAGCCUGGUACAUAUCCUCCUGGUUUGGUGCAAUCUGGUGUAUAUCCACCUGGUUUGGUGUUGGCUCGUGCUUAUCAGCCUAAUUUAUUCCAAUCUGGUAUCUCUCCUUAUGGUUUGGUUCAACCUGGUACAUAUCCACAUGGUUUGGUGCAAUCUGGAAUGGAUCAGCACGGUUUGAGGCAGCCCAGUGCAGACCAAAAAGACUUGAUAAUACAAAGCACAGGGUUGCGUAGCUUUCCAACGUUCCAGGCAGAUUCUAGGAGCUUGAGAGCACCUCACCCAUAUCAGCACGGUAUGGUACCUCCUGGCCAAGAACAGUAUGGUCGAGUGUCCUCACCACAUACAGACACACAGGGUUUAGUACCACCAGAAACCCGUCAAGAAGCUUUGAUGCGUCCUGGCAUAGAUCAGCAGAGCCCAGCAUCAUUAGGUACAGAGCCUGAUGCCGAUCAGCAAGGACAGCUAUACCCAGGUGCAGUUCAGCCUGGUCAUGUAUAUCCAGCCAGGCACCAGUUGGGCCCAGUGUAUGCAGACUAUGGUGGCCCAGGCUACAUGGGUGUGGAUCCACAUCGCCAGAUAGCUUUGGAUCCAAACAGAACUCCUGCCUUUCCUGCUCAGAGUGACACAGGCCAAGAUAUCACCUCUUUCAGGAGUCGAGACUCCCUUAACUUUCCCCAAGUCUCAUCAGAAGGAAGUGAAUCCAGGAGUGGGGCCCAGAGUGAGCGACGUGAGUCAGUAGAGAGACUGGCUCCAAACUUUCCCAUGGCCCUGGAAACAUUCCGUCUGAUGGGAGAGCUCAUUGGCCUCUAUGUGGAACUAAAGGAAAGGAUGAAGGAUCUGGAUGAGGAGAAAUCUGGCCAAACUGACUUGGAGAAGAUACAGUACCUGUUCACAAUGUUGGUCAAGAAGAUUUUACCUCCUGACCUGGAAGAACAAAUGAAGACCUUAAAGACCUUGACCAAAGAAGUUCGCCAGGAAAAGGCAAAACUGGACAAGAUGCAAAGGCUCCUGGAGGGCGAUGGUGAGGUCCCGGGGAAAGAUCUGAAGACUGGCCAGCUAGGCCUGCAGCUAGGCCUCCUCAGAGUCACCGUGACUGACAUUGAGAAGGAGCUGGCUGAACUGAGGGACAGCCAAGAACAGGGCAAGGCCGCCAUGGAGAAUUCGGUGGCUGAGGCCUCCUUGUUCCUACAGGAUCAGUUGGACAAGCUCAGGACGAUCAUCGAGAAUAUGCUGGCCUCCUCCUCCACACUGCUGUCCCUGAGUAUGACCCCACACAAGUCCCUGACCAACAUAGCACCUGGCCAGAUUCACCCUGAGGCUACCUGCCCUGCUUGCAGCUUGGACCUGAGCCACCAGGUCAGCACGAUGGUGCAACGCUACGAGCAGCUGCAGGAAAUGGUCAACAACCUGGCUGCCUCCCGGCCCUCUAAGAAGGCCAAGCUUCAGAGCCAGGACGAGGAGCUGCUGGGCCGUGUGCAGAGCGCCAUCCUGCAGGUGCAGGGCGACUGCGAGAAGCUCAAUAUCACCACCAGCAACCUCAUUGAGGACCAUCGCCAGAAGCAGAAAGACAUUGAUGUGCUGUACCAGGGCCUGGAGAAACUGGAGAAGGAAAAGGCCAACAGGGAGCACUUGCAGAUGGAGAUUAAUGUGAAAGCCGACAAGAGCGCCUUGGCAUCCAAAGUGAGCCGGGUCCAGUUUGAUGCCACCACGGAGCAGUUGAACCACAUGAUGCGGGAACUCAUGGCCAAGAUGAGUGGGCAGGAGCAGGACUGGCAGAAGUUGCUGGACAAGCUGCUGGCAGAGAUGGACAUGAAGCUGGACCGCCUGGAGCUGGACCCAGUAAAACAGGCGCUGGAGGAUCGAUGGAAGUCGCUUCGGGAGCAGCUCAAAGAGCGCUCUCCCCUCUACCAGGCAGAUGAGGCUGCCGCCAUGCGGAGGCAGCUCUUGGCUCACUUCCACUGCCUUUCCUGUGACCGUCCUCUGGAGACUCCUCUGACUGGACAAAUCAUCCCUAUAACCCCUGUGGGUCAAGCCCUGCCUGGGCACCGUUCCAUCCGCCCCUACACAGUAUAUGAGCUGGAGCAGGUCCGCCAGCAGAGACGCAACCUUAAGCUGGGUAGCACCUUCCCUCGGGGUGAGCAGUCAGCAGUGGAGCGGAGCGUGGGCCGCCUGCGCACCAUGCACUCCAAGAUGCUGCUGGACAUUGAAAAGGUGCAGAUUCACUUCGGAGGCUCGGUGAAGGCCAGCAGCCAGAUGAUCCGUGAGCUGCUGCAGGCCCACUGCCUCAGUUCUCCCUGCUACAAACGGUCCCCUGUUUAUGCCAAUUCCUGGUCACCCACUUCUGCCUGGAUGACCCCAUGCUGUCUGCAUCCCAGGGUGCCUGAUUCUUCAGAUUACACCUACUCAACCAUGUCCAGGCACUGCGGAGGCAGCCACACUCUCACCUACCCCUACCGCCGCCGCAGCCGCCUGCAGCACCUGCCCCAGGGCCUGUAUGCCCCCGAAGAGAUCCAGUUUGCCAUGAAGCAUGACGAGGUGGAUAUCCUGGGCCUGGAUGGCCGUAUUUACAAGGGACGGAUGGAUACAAGACUUCCAGGCAUCCUGACCAAAGAGAAAAUAAUGAAACACAAGCCCAAGCAGUCUCGGCCCCAUGGGCACAGGCAGCAGCCCCUCAGCAACACCAGCCAGCUGCCCUCUCGGCCUCAAAGUGCUCAGACAUCGGCUGCAAGUGCCUCAGCUUCUUCAAAGCAACACAAAGACAGACCUGUGUCCUCAGAGGGCGUCGGAUAUGGCCCACCCACCCAGCCUCGACCUGCAGGGCGGGCCCCGGGGGCUGGAGAUGAACACAGCUCUGCCUUCUGAGGAGGGGCUGGAGGAGCCGACCAGGGGGCCAAGGUCCAGCACAGCUCAAUGAACAGAGCUAUAAAUAAAGUCUGGGAAGGAGGUAGUGUUGGGCUUUCUGGCUCUAUUUUUAGUCUUUUUAGUACUGAGGAUUGAACCAAACACCUUUGCACUGAGCUACCUACCAAUGAAGGUAGCACUGCCUGCUGUCCCUUUAUUAUUACAACAGUUAUUUUAAAUUUUGAAGCAAGGUCUUGCUAAGUCACUAAGUUGCCCAGGCUGGGUUUCAAACUUAACCCUCCUGCCUCAAUCUCCCAAAGUACUGGAAUGACAGGCAAGGGCCACCACACCUGGCUUGAGAUUCCUUUCUGGUCCUGCCUCAGGAAGAUCCUGGAAGAGGAUGGUAUACAGGGAUUCCCAGCUGUGCUCAGAGCAGGUCUGAAGUCUGAAAGAUCUCCUGUCCCACAGGGUCAACAGAUUAAGUGAUUCUCCAAGGAUGUUGGAUUUUGGGG